AUGGACCCAGCCAAAGAAAAGCCCUCCGCAAUGGCAGCCUCCGACCCCAUCCCGGAGAAGCACGCCAAUGCCAAUGCCAUCGAACAGAACAGCAUACACCCCCAGCCAACAUCCGACCCCCUCGACCCGCUCAACUGGUCCCGGCUGCAGAAGCACACGAUCCUGGGCAUCGUCAUGUUCAAGUACUUCCUCUUCACCUACCUCACAACAACAACCGUGCCCUCCUUCCCAGCCCUGCAAGCCCAAUUCGCCAUCUCCUACAGCGAGGUCAACUGGACCGUCGCGAUCCCAGCACUGGGCCUCGCUCUCGGCCCGCUCUUCUGGUCUGGGCUCAGCGACAUCUACGGACGCCGGAUCGUGUUCAUCGUCGGCACGCUGAUUGCACUCGCGUCGACGAUUGGGGCUGCUGCUGCCCAUAGUUAUGACGGGUACAUGGCUGCGCGGUUCUUCCAGGGGUUUGGGGUCAGUCCGGGGAGUAGUGUGGGGAUGGCUGUUGUCAACGACCUGUUCUUUGACUACGAGCGCGGCCGCAAACUAGGGCUCUGGGUGCUGGCCAUUGAUGCCGGUUUGCUGGUCGGGCCGAUCUUCGGCGGCUUCCUCAACCUCGUCUCGGCCGCCUGGAUCAACUGGUUCAACGCGAUCCUGUUCGGCGCCCUCCUGCUGUUCGAGCUAUUCCUCAUGCCCGAGACGCUGUACCCGCGCGCGGCCAUGCUGAAGAGGAUGCCUGCCGCAAGCACCACCACGAGCACAGCUGACAUCGAACAACCCCCCUCAACGCCCUCAUCCCCAGAGAAAGUCGACAUCCCCCGCACCAAAUCCCUCCCCUUCCUCAACAUCCGCCCCCUCCCCUCCCUCCCCUAUACACCAAUCUACACCGUCCCCCUCCGCGUCCUCGCCCUCUUCAAAACCCCCACCAUCCCCCUCGCCGUCCUCGGCUACUCCUUCCUGUGGUACUGGUGGGUGCUAUCCAUCAUCACCGUGAUCCCAUCCGCAUAUCCGGGUUAUUCGCCGCUAAUCCAAGGCCUGCUGUUCGUCGGCCUGUUGCUGGGGACGGUGCUCUCCGAGGCCUUCGCUUCGGGGUCUGUCAGCGAUGUCCUGGUUACCAAGCUGGCGAGGCGCAAUGGGGGCGUAAGGGUUGCCGAGAUGAGGAUUUGGGGCGCGUAUCCGGCGAUCGGGCUUACGGCUGCCCUUGGAGAUAAUCUGGACGUGGCUAACGGUGCCGUGCCGUGGAAGUCGGCCUCGUCCUCUUCGGCGUCAGCGUCGAGAGAUCGUACCACUGGGUGGUUGGGCAGGUUGCGUUUUUCCUGUAGUGAUAUGCAGUCGCAGCCGGAAUCCAAAUCGGCAACACCGUGA
Messenger RNA from Aspergillus mulundensis, 1353 nucleotides. Its product is annotated as putative MFS transporter. The record is from RefSeq and is a predicted model, not a curated record. Bases 1 to 1353 code for a protein of 450 amino acids. Lineage: Eukaryota; Fungi; Ascomycota; Eurotiomycetes; Eurotiales; Aspergillaceae. The transcript has 6 exons. Gene Ontology annotation, biological process: transmembrane transport. Gene Ontology annotation, molecular function: transmembrane transporter activity.